Molecule: messenger RNA, 2941 nt
Organism: Plodia interpunctella (Indianmeal moth)
Lineage: Eukaryota; Metazoa; Arthropoda; Insecta; Lepidoptera; Pyralidae
Product: sodium-dependent serotonin transporter-like
Exons: 15
Coding region: 197-2056 (619 amino acids)
Biological process (GO): sodium ion transmembrane transport
Cellular component (GO): plasma membrane
Source: RefSeq, a predicted model, not a curated record
AGUUUAUUCAAGAUAGGUACCAAAUCAUAUAUUUCUAGCAGUAGUAUGGUUUUUAUUAGCCUUUAUUUGAUAAUGUCCAAUGUAGCAUACCUAUAUUAAUUGUCUAGUUGAAAAUUUUAAGUUUUUUACAAACGGGCUUUUGUUUGGUGCUUUGUCUCUUGUCUCUUUAGAAAGUAUUAAUUAAGCAUAAUUCAAGAUGCCGCAACAUCCAGGACAUAUUAAGAUGGAUUUGUCAUCAAGUAUGACAUUAGUUUCCGGUAGAGCGGAUGCAGGAAAAGAUCAUUUCAAAUGGGAUAGCAUUAAAACAUUCCUAUACCUCGCAUUCGCGUUUGCUUCAUGCAGUUUUACUUUCGAUAUGUUUUCAGAGGUGGUGGAUAAUGUAAGAUUAUUGGAUUUUAUUUUAUUGGAGAUUACACUUGGCAUGCCUUAUAUGUUUAUGGAUGUUUUUAUAAAACAGUACACAAGGAAAAUCGAUUUUAACCAGUCCCUUAAUCCUUUACUGAAAGGAAUUACUUAUGGAUCUCUUCUUCAGACAGCUAUGUUUGCACUGUUGCACGCGUGUGAUCUAACUGAUGGGCUUGAAUACCUAGCAAUGUUUUUAUUAAUGCGCCAUUUUAGAUCGGCUUGUCCAAAGGGGGCCUCACCAAAUAAUUGUGUGGAACGGAAGACUGUCUGGAUACAAUGUGACCUUGGCCAAAUAACUGCGAUAAAUAACACUUCUGUACAUGUAUACUAUACAAAAAAAGGCGAGCCAUCCGGGUCGACGACUAAGAUGUUUGCCACGGCCAUUGUUUGGAUUUGUAACUUUUUCUUCAGUACUGUAUCAGUUGAUACGUUGUUAUUGAUAUCGAAAUUGUCAUUUUUAUGGAGAUCUAUAUCGACGUGUUUCCUUGCGCUGUCGAUAUCGUUUUCAUUACCUCAGCAUGUGAUUACGUCAGUUAUAAGUGAUAUCAUGAGCCUUAACUCACCACCAGCAUAUGAUACAACAAUUAAUCUGGUGACUUACAUCUACGGUAUAGGUUACUUAGGCGUGUACGACUUUCAAAUGAUUUCACCAUUCACAAUGGUUGAUAAUACUGUAGUAAUAUUCGCAGUAGUGUUCACUCUGCUGGGCUUCAUAAGGUCUUUUGUCAUAAAAACACUGUAUAAAUUGACGGCGAGAUGCAUCUCAAUUAAUUUCAAGGUCUACUACCAUUAUUUGUUAUUUGGAAUACUACCCUUCGGUGCCGAUUACCUCCCUGCUCACAUACUUUAUCUUCUAGUCAUAUAUGGAAAUAUUAUUGUAGCUGCAUUAGCUUUCCUGUCUACCACGACUCUGACAAUGUCAAGGCUGCUACGCCGUGAAUUCAGAUCGUUAAAAAAUGUUUAUAUAGUUGGGAUAUUAUGCUUGAUCGGAUUUCUCGCUUCGUUGCCAUUAGCUAUUACAAAUUCUACAUCGUCAUACAGUCAAGCUGGAGGAUUAGAAUAUGGUGUGUACAUGACAGUUCUUUAUCUUGGAGGUAUUAAAACCGGUUUGAUUAUGUGGAUAUACGGUGUGAAAAAGUUCUCAACAGAUAUACACUUUUGGUUGGGCUUUAAACCGACUAAGUUUUGGACAUUUUGUUGGUCGGUGUUACCCAUUGUUUUGAUUGGGCUCUGUUUAUAUCGUGUCGCCCGGCUGAAUGAAAUUGAAAAUGUUACAAAUAUGAUAGUCGCAGCUGUUUGGUUUUUGGUCUCAAUUAUAAUUGUUAUUAUAUUUCAAAUAAGAACAAUAGCAAAAUAUAUGGUCGGAAAUCAUUUCAUUAAUGCGUUUCGAAAUUCAAGAAAUUAUGGACCACCAGAUCACGUGGACAGAGAACAAAGAAAAUAUUUCAGCGAAACAUUGCGAUUAAGAAAGUGUUCACAUCAGUGCAAAGUAUACGAUGAGACAUUUGACUGUAAUCACAUGCCCCUAAUGUCGACAUUAAGUCCCACAUUAUCAGACGCUGGGACCACAUCUUCAGAUGAGCUGACGAACAUCUACGUGGCCAAUAAGGAGAUAAGGGCAUCCACGGUUGAAGUGAACACAUACCUUUGACAAUUAAAUUUUAUGUGUGAUUCAUUUACGGCAUCCAGACGAAUUAGUAUGGCGCUUGAACUUUGGAAUCUUAAAGAAGAUUUAAAAGCCAAUAUCCUCUAGACGCGUUUAUCUUACCUUUUCCUAUGCAUCUCAAAUGAGAAUUUUUAACAUAUUAGUUGAAACCACCAGAAAUUAAAUACUUAUUAAGGACCCAAAGAGCCAGGAACGUAGUGCAUCCCAACUGAUAUUAAUGCGAAAGUAUGUUUGUUUAUUACCUCUUCACUCUCUAUCUACUCAACAAAUCUUAAAAUUUCGAAUACAUAUAGUGCAAAGUACGGAAAAGGACAAAGCCCACCUUUCAUCUCAGAAGUACCUUUCGUCUCGGAGGCAAAAGCUAGUUGAAUAUAAAAUUUUAUCGAGACAAACAAAUUAAGUAGUACAAUUUUAUCGAUGCUCUUCAACAUUACGAUAAUAUAAAGUCGAUACGAUAAUAUAAAGUGGAAGUGGGAUAGACACGUCGCGCGUAUGAAAAACGAUAGAUGGGCAAAACCGAUAGCGCCAUAGAAAGGCCAUUAUAGGAGAGGUAAACUAAUGGAGACAUGGAAUAAAAAAAGCGGUUAUAGCGGAAGAAAAAAACAACGACGAAAAUCGGAGGAGAUUUACACUUUAUUAAGUGACUUUAGUCUUAACGUCAUAUUUUAUAUUAUUAGAAAAUUUGAAUUUCAUUUUUUAAUUUUGAAGGUUGAAUUAGCAUUUCAAAUAUUUGUUGAUUUGAAUUUUAUUUAUUUGUAAUUAAUAGUUAAUUAUUGUAACCAUUAUUUAAAAUGUUAUUUAAUUCUGUAAUAACAAUAUAAUUAAUGUAAUUGUAACUUUAUUAAGGAUCAUUAAAGGCUUUAUUUUUUA